Messenger RNA from Alosa alosa (allis shad), 2921 nucleotides. RefSeq lists its product as uncharacterized. NCBI's taxonomy places the organism in Eukaryota, Metazoa, Chordata, Actinopteri, Clupeiformes, Clupeidae. The record is from RefSeq and is a predicted model, not a curated record. The transcript has 4 exons. Bases 7 to 693 code for a protein of 228 amino acids.
GUAGCUAUGGCUGUCAAACAAGUAGUGGGGAAUAUGGAGAAGCAGCUCAAUCCAUCAGCCUUUCCUCAUCCAUGUUCCCUAGACUCCUCACCCGAGGUUGACAGGCAUGGCCUCUUAUAUGAGAUCCUGCAGCUUACCUCAAGGCCUAAAGAUCUUGAUAACACCACAGUGGAGCAAUUUUCCUGCGAGCAGACAGCAGAUUAUAUCAGCUGUCCAGGAGAUGGAGAUGGCAGCAGUGGUCCUGAUGCUGCCUUACAAGCAUCCAAGACACCUGUAGACCAGUCCAUCUCAUCUUCACCAACUUUUGCACAGCAGGAUGAGAGCAUACCCUCUGACGGAACAGCUGCCUUGAGAAAGCAGAUGACAAUAGUCCGUCAUCAUCUGGAGGAAGAAGGCACAGCGGCAAACAAGAUCAAUGUCCUGAUGUCGGACAGAGUCCUCGGCCCACUAGUGAAACCCUUGGUGGAUCAGAAAGGCUUGUGGAGUAUCUGGUUCUACAGUUGCUGGGGAUCCUCCUCCCUUUGUCAGGGCCAGCUGCUGAUGCCUCUGAACGUCACGGAAAGGACAUGGCCACCAACAUCGUACUGUACCAACAGAGGCCAUCGAGAGAGUGUCAGCCAACACCAGGCACUCUGCUGUGGAAGACAGCACCACCAGCACGACCAAAAAUCGCAUGCCUGUGGACAGGGAUGACGUCCCAACAGUGAGCUGUUUCACAGGUGUGUCGAAAAUCUUCAGAAGAGCGUUCAGCAAAUGGCGAAAAAAAUCUAAGGUGGGCCCAUCCAGUUGAGAGGUGAGCUCCUGUAGAUCUGCACUACAGUUGAGACAUGAGCUCCUGUAGCACCUUGGAAAUCUGCCAAACAGCUGAGACGUGCGCUCUUGUAGAGCUUUAGAAAUCUGCUCUACAGUCGAGACAUGCGCUCCUGGAGAAUUUUGGGAAUUGGCCUAAUUGAGACAUGCGCUCUUGUAGAGCAUUAUAAAUCUGCUCUACAGUUGAGACAUGCAUAAUUGGAUAAUUUUAGAGAUCUGCUGAACAGUUGAGACAUGCGCUCUUGUAGAGCUUUAAACUGCUCUACAGUCGAGACAUGCGCUCCUGGAGAAUUUUAUAGUAAUACAUACAGUUGAGACUUGCGUCUAAGAAACCUCUGCCACAUUUGAAGCUCACGCUUGCGCUCCUGCAAAAUUAGGAAAAGAUUGGAUUGGUCUGUAUGUGUGUGCAUACACAUCUCAAACACACAGCAAAUAAAAACUUCUAAAUGACCAGAUGGACUGUUUUUAAAAAUGUUCUCAGUAGCUUUGGUGCAUUUCUCAAAUCUUUAUUAACGUUUGCCCAACAGUUAGUAUCUCAAAACAAUUAGCGCAAACGUCACCACAUAGUGGAUACAAAACUAGACAGUUACACAUUACUGUGUGUGGGUUGAUGCAAGAGAGUGGAUUUGUUUCAAAGUUUUUACUGUUGACAGACUUUAUGACAGUAUAAAGAAGGCUUUUACAGCAUUGUGAAAAUGAAUGUUGUUCCUCUCUGUCAGAUGAUAUGUAGGCCUAUAUAUGAUAGACUUACUAUGACAGCUAGUUAUGAUAGGUAGUUCAACACUUUUGGAUGCAACGACUCAAGCUAUGAAUUAAUGGCAGUUUUUUUUCUGGGGUAGGACUAUUCAGCAUGAAACAAGUAUAGUGCAUUUUGUACAAACUCAGUUGCAUGGAUGUAUUAACGCAGUGCUGUUUGCUCAAGAUGGGGAGAAACUGCGUCAGUGAUGUGCAUGAUUAAUAAUGGUAAGAGUGGUAAAAUGAUGGAGUUUGAACAACCAGUUUUGAGAAUUUCAAAUUCUGAUCCGAGAAAUGUGCCAAAGCGACUUUGAAAACUGUAGGCAUAACGUAAUGUCUGUCCCAUAGCAAACAAACACAGCCAACUAGCUUCAGAUGCAGAGCGGGAAAAAGCCAUGUCUGUCAUUGGUUAACAAAGUGUGGGGAAGUGCUUUAUAUGCUGCAGGAAUCUGGCUGUAUCUCAAGCCUCUUUGGGGGAGAAAGACAGCGUCAUCCACAAGCAGAUGAGCGAGUGAGAACCGGAUGGUGAACCGACGACGAAGCGACCGGCAUUCUGCCAGAAAAGAUAUAAGCACACACACACACACAAAUAUAACACGCCUACGCCUACACAGUGUUAUGACUCACAUGUGUUAGUGUUAGAAGCCCCUCCCUCAAUACGCAGGUUACUAAUGUAAUUCGGUUACAUUAGUAACCUGUAGUGAAUACCCCCACUAUUUUGAGCCGUUGAGGAAAUUUUAACCACAACACUGACUAACCACCACCCUCCCAAUCCCCCACCCAGCUGGAGAAAUGGAGGAAAUGUUUAACUGAACCCCGACUAGCUACUGUCCUUCCCCCUUGUUCCCAGCUGUGCCCCGGAGAGGCGGGAAGGAGCAUCCACCACCUCAGAUUAUCGGAGGACUGACCUACACCACACCCUGGUGGAGAGAGUGAGGCCCUGCACCACCCCCUGGUGGAGAGACUGAGGCCCUACACCACCCCCUGGUGGAGAGACUGCUCUCCCUCGUGGAAGCUGAGACGUCAACCCCCUGGAUUACGUUUUUUACUUUUAUGCACUGCAAAGACACUUCUACAGACUUUAUUCAAUACAUAUAAUUGUUUAACUCCAUAUUGGCAUCCUGGCAUAUUUGGAGGUUGCAGUUGCUCCUCAGUGUAGUUGGUAAAAGAGGCGGUGGCACAUGCAAUUGCCUUCAUGGAAUCAUAUGGUCAUUAAAAUGCUAUGAAUUUCAAUCCCACAGAAUUAGCUUGACCAUACAUGAACCAAGAUGUAUGAAAUAGGCUGCUUUUAAGUGCAUCAUUGGCACAGCUUCUUAAAGGGGAACUUGGCAACUAUUUCAACUUAAUAAACCCGUUUAGAAAUCAUUUGGAUGGUU